AUGGCUAUAGCCAUUACACAACAUUUGAUGAGAGUAGAUCAAGGCAAUAAUGCCAACCAAGGUAAUAAUGGCAACCAAGGUAAUAAUACCAAUCAGGGUAAUAAUGCUAACCAGGGAGGUGGACAGGGUAAUGGAGGGAAGGCUUCAGCACGGACAUGGGUCCAGAAAUUAAAUACUUAUUUCCAGCUUAAUCCCAUGCUUGAGGAGGAUGCGAUUAAGUAUGCUGCAUUACACUUGGAUGGGAGUGCAAACGAGUGGUGGCACCAUGAGAGGAGGUUGAUUGUACUAUUUGUGGAUGGAUUGUCAGAGCCUCUUCAUGGAUGGGUGAAGGGACAUGAUCCCCUCACAUUGCAGGAUGCCAAUCGGAAGGCGAGAGAUCUUGCACCUUCCGCUUCUAGGAGUAAGUUCACUCCUAAGGAUCCACACUUCAAGAAGGAUAAGGAUAAGAAACCUCUACAUAAGGAUUCUCAGCCUCAGAAAAAAGAAUCAAAGAGGUUAGAUGAUGAGACACUGAACGAGUUGAGGCAGAAAAAAAUAUGUUUUUAG
Molecule: messenger RNA, 546 nt
Organism: Cryptomeria japonica (Japanese cedar)
Lineage: Eukaryota; Viridiplantae; Streptophyta; Pinopsida; Cupressales; Cupressaceae
Exons: 3
Coding region: 1-546 (181 amino acids)
Source: RefSeq, a predicted model, not a curated record